UGCACUUGAAGGUAAGUGAGAUUAAACUUUUUUUUUUUUUAUUUGAUUUCAUUUUAUGUUAGUUAAAUGAUUUAGUUUUGCAUGGGUGUAAGAAAGAAAGAUAUACGUUCUGAUAAUUAGUGUGUAUAAAUAGUGUUAGAAAUAUGACUUUGUAGUAGUUAUUAGAAAAGUACAGGUUAAUAACUACAAUUUUUUCAUUCUCUUUGAUUAACUGAUGUCAUAACCAAGUAAAGGUAGCCAACAGUCUUUUGAUCUUUCUAAUUUCCAUUCAGGUGGCAUUUAUGGAGCAGCUUGAUUCAGUGACACGGUCCACUUUACAAGGAUUCCAUCUUCAAGCAAUUAAUGAAGAGACUCCACAACAUAAGAACCCCAAAGCAGAAACAGGGUCCAACACCACAACGAAGAAAGAAAAGGCGUUUGGAUUUUGAGGACUACGAUGGUGAUUCAAGCUCUUGCACAUUAGAUUCAGCAGAAAGCAGCAAUGCUUCAGCUGUAAUGUUGGACACAGGAGAGAGUAGCACACCACCACCAUCAGUGAGCACAAAACCACUUGCUGGAGGAACAGUUGAACAAGAUAUACCAUUCAGUCAGGCUGACCACAGAAGAGAUGAAGACCAUUCUGACACUGGUAGUCAACAAAGCCAGGCCAGACAUUACCAUACCCUCCAAGAGAUCUAUAAAAGACCAAAGCCUAACAAGGAAGCAGUUGCUCAACUACUUGACCUUGAGUUUGAUGCUCGGAGAGCCUUCAUCAACUCGGACUGUUUCAAGGAUCAGGACAGACCUUCAAAGAUACUGCAAGCUUACCCCUGUUUCAGGGAACUACAUCAUGUGAUGGAUGAACUCGGCAGGAUUCUUGACAAAGGUAACCCCAGAUUCAUCCCAAAACUAAAGGCCUGUUGGGAGAGCUUCUACAGCAAAGCUCAAUUCUAUGGGGUUUACAAAAAGGUUUUGAAGCCACCAAUGACACUAGAUGGAGGUAAACUACCUGCCUUAACUAUUGUUUGA
This is a messenger RNA of Sinocyclocheilus anshuiensis, 1008 nucleotides long. RefSeq lists its product as uncharacterized. Bases 343 to 1008 code for a protein of 221 amino acids. The transcript has 4 exons. Lineage: Eukaryota; Metazoa; Chordata; Actinopteri; Cypriniformes; Cyprinidae. The record is from RefSeq and is a predicted model, not a curated record.